Messenger RNA from Penicillium expansum, 897 nucleotides. RefSeq names its product SDR family NAD(P)-dependent oxidoreductase. Lineage: Eukaryota; Fungi; Ascomycota; Eurotiomycetes; Eurotiales; Aspergillaceae. Gene Ontology annotation, molecular function: oxidoreductase activity. The transcript has 2 exons. Gene Ontology annotation, cellular component: cytosol. The coding region runs from base 1 to 897 and encodes 298 amino acids. The record is from RefSeq and is a predicted model, not a curated record.
AUGGCAGCACCAUUCCCAUCCCCGACCACAAAAUGGCACACGACAGCCUACCAGUCUAUCUCCCCCAGCCGACCGGAGCUUUCUGCCAAAGGCAGAACCCUGGUCGUGACUGGAGGAGGUACGGGCAUCGGAUCAGAGACCGCUCGCCACUUCGCCGAAGCAGGUGUAUCUCGGAUCGCCCUCCUUGGCCGCAGAGAACAACCGCUUCUCGAUACCAAAGCCUCCAUUGAAAAGACAUUCCCCGGCGUCGAGGUAUUCGUGGCCCCUACCGAUGUGACGGACAAGACCCAAGUGGAUGCAGCUUUUGCUAAAUUUGCCGGCGACGGGUCAAUCGAUAUCUUGGUUAGCGGUGCAGCUGUCAUUGGACCACAGGACCAGGUGGGAAAUGUGGACAGCGACAAGUUCCUCGACGCUAUUCACGUCAACCUACAAGGGUCAUUGGCAGUUGCCCAGGCAUUUCUUCGCCAUGCAUCACCUGAUGCCGUUGUCAUCGACAUCAAUUCCUCUGCUGCGCAUGUUAAUUUCGGUCCUGGGUUCGGGGCUUACAGCGUCGCUAAAUUUGCUGUAUUUCGCCUUUGGGAUUCCUUGGCCUUUUCGAAUCCGGGUUUAGCCGUCUUCCAUAUUCAGCCUGGUGUUGUGGAUACUGCGAUGAACAGAGAGGCGGGGGGCGUUAAAGCCCUUGGAUUUGAGGAUCAUGUCUCUCUGCCGGCGAGCUUCAGUGUUUGGCUUGCAAGUCCCGAGGCCCGUUUCUUGAAGGGCAAGUUUUUGUGGGCAAACUGGGAUGUUGAUGGGCUCAAGGCCAAGGCCAAGGAGAUUGAAGAGAGUAAUCUGCUUAGUAUUGGGCUUAGCGGGUGGCCUUUCCAGGAUGACAACUGGAAGUCAGCGUGGAAGGCUUAG